Molecule: messenger RNA, 1103 nt
Organism: Mastomys coucha (southern multimammate mouse)
Lineage: Eukaryota; Metazoa; Chordata; Mammalia; Rodentia; Muridae
Product: isochorismatase domain-containing protein 2B
Exons: 6
Coding region: 154-792 (212 amino acids)
Cellular component (GO): cytoplasm
Source: RefSeq, a predicted model, not a curated record
UUGAACAAUUAUAGGAGCUUGGGAUUGGACCAGUCCUGUGGGGUUGGCUUCUGCCCAUACCCCUGGGAGUCUCUGUUGCCAGUCUGAAAGAUUUUCCAACUGUAUCUCUUGACCGGAGGCAGAACUUUCAGUGAGGAGAUAUCCUUCUGACAGAUGACAAUGGCAGCAGCCAGGGCUAGCCUCGGCCGGAUCCUCCCAGAAUCCUCCAUCCUGUUCCUGUGUGACAUGCAGGAGAAACUUCGAGACAGAGUCCUCUACUUCCCACAGAUCGUGUCAAUGGCCGCUCGGAUGCUUAAGGUGGCCCGGAUAUUAGAUGUCCCCAUCUUGCUGACAGAGCAUUACCCACAAGGCCUGGGCUCCACAGUUCCUGAGCUGGGUGCUCAGGGUCUGCGAACCAUGAGCAAAACGUCCUUUAGCAUGGUGCCCCCGCUUCAACAGGAAUUGGACAAACUUCCCCAGCUGCAGUCCGUGCUCCUCUGUGGCAUUGAGACCCAAGGCUGCAUCUUGCACACAGCUCUAGACCUCCUAGACCGUGGGCUACAGGUUCAUGUAGCAGUGGAUGCCUGCUCUUCUCAAAGCGAGAUGAACCGGCUGGUGGCACUGGCCCGAAUGCAGCAGAGUGGCGUCUUCCUGUCCACUAGCGAAAUGUUGAUUCUCCAGCUUGUGAAGGAUGCCGCCCAUCCUCACUUCAAGGAGAUUCAGAAGAUCCUCAAAGAGCCAGUCCCAGACAUCGGACUCUUAGGCUUCCUCCAAGGCAAGAAAAACUCCCUGUUGCCCAACUCCAGGCCCUGACUUGAAGGAAGCACCCACCCUCCUUGUCACCCAGACGUUGAUGGAUGACUUUUCCUUCAUUCGUGGAUCCCAAGAGUGGUGCCGUCCGCCAGGAGAACCGCCCCCGUGGGAGAAGAGGCGUGGUUAUGUCUUCCGAUUGGGCAACUGGCCCCGGAAAUGCAAAUGAAACUCCUUGAUGCUGGGUGGGAAUUGGUUUAGAGAAAGGUGGAGGUGGGGCUGGGCCCCGGGCCACUUCACGAAGCGGGAAAAGGAGGGGGAACGAAUGUCACAACUGGGACCCGGUCUUAGAGAAUAAACAUUUAUGUGACUGA